Molecule: messenger RNA, 1920 nt
Organism: Syzygium oleosum
Lineage: Eukaryota; Viridiplantae; Streptophyta; Magnoliopsida; Myrtales; Myrtaceae
Exons: 11
Coding region: 1-1920 (639 amino acids)
Biological process (GO): DNA repair; DNA-templated DNA replication
Cellular component (GO): nucleus; DNA replication factor C complex
Molecular function (GO): DNA binding; DNA clamp loader activity
Source: RefSeq, a predicted model, not a curated record
AUGGGCAACCUCCCCUCCUUUGGCCGCCGCCGGAGCGAGCUCUCGACACACUCCGACCUGACGGAGGAGAACCUCCAUGAGCACAACCAGAGGCAGGCCAUCAUCAACACCCGGAACUCCAAAUGCAGUCCUUACUACAAGGGCCUAACAGACCAAUCCCUCGCGAUAGGGCGGCGGAGGCUCAGGGUCUCGAGCCCAGGGCGGGAGAGCAGCGCAACGACCAUGCGCACCUCCUCGACCUCGCUCUCGUCCUUCGUGGUGAAGAUGAAGGGGUGGCGCUCCCGCUUCAAUAAGAACAACAAGAGGAUGAAGAAGGAGGAGCAGCCCGCCUCUUAUCACCGCCCGGUCGCAGGGAGGACCAAGAAGACGACGACGCUGCUGAAGGAGAUGGGCGUGAAGAGCGUGAGCGGCCUCGACUUGAAGGGCCUCGGUGGCAGUCAAGGAGCCGUCACGGUGGUUAAUAACAACGAGAAGCCAUUGAGGGAGAGAGUAUCAGAACCGGAGUCCAAACAGACAUUGCCGAGGUUGUCGAAUGUCAAGUCCAAGCCAAAAGCUCAAGUUGGCGACCGUGCUCUGGCGAUGAGAAAACCCUAUCAAGGGAUGGUGGAGAGUGAUGACAAGGUGUUGGAAGCAGCUGAUCGAAGUCCUAACUUGCAAGACAUCAAUGGGGCUAGGAGCAAUAAGGACAAAGAGGCAAGCGCUGAUAACAUGGUGAUGGAGAAGGAGUUUGUGUGGGCGACCAAGUACAGGCCAAAGGCCUUGAAAGACUUCAUCUGCAAUAGGGACAAGGCGCUGUCUCUUCAGGGACCGAAAAGAGAUGGAGAUUGUGGCCAUUUCAUAUUUGAAGGCCCACCCGGAGUGGGGAAGAGAACCAUGAUUUGGGCAUUGCUUCGAGAAGUCUACGGUGCUGAGAAAGUACAGGCUAGGGAGGUGCUCAAGGUUUUUGACUUGAAGGGAGAAUCCCAAGGCUCUAUUGAAGUGAUUUUUUGGGAAUCACCUCAGCACGUAGAAGUAAGUGUCUCUGAACUCAAAGGGUAUGAGAAACAUGUCAUUGUGGAACUUAUUAAGGAAAACCAUAACAGAUUCUCCAAGAAAGCUCCCCAAAAUAAUGAUAUCUGUCGAGCGAUGAUAUUGUACGAAGCAGACCGGCUAUCGACAGAUGCACUGCUGUACUUAAGGUGGCUCCUGGAAAGGUACAAGCACACCAAGAUCUUCUUUUGCUGCUCCGACGCCUCGAAGCUCCAACCGAUAAGAAUGCUCUGCACCGUUGUCCAGUUGUCUCCUCCCUCAAAGGACGAGGUUGUUGAAGUGUUGGAGUUCAUAGCUAAACAGGAGGGCAUAAACCUGCCGCCCCGACUGGCGGAGAGAUUCGCGGACAGCUCCAAGAACAAUCUCCGUCAAGCGAUCCGGUCAUUCGAGGCAACCUAUCAAAAGAGGUACCCGUUGAUGGACGAUCAACCGAUAAUGACGGGAUGGGAAGAUGUCAUCGCAAUGAUCGCGAAGAAAAUAACAGAAGAGCAGAGCCCCAGACAGCUUUUCAUGAUCCGCGGGAUACUUCAAACUCUUAUUGAGCAUGAUGUGUCGGCCGACUUUAUCUUUGAGAAUCUGUUAAAAGAGCUGAUGAAGCUUUUGAGCGAGUCACUGCAAAAUCAAGUCACAUGCUUGUACCAGAACUACAAUAGGCGUGAUGAGGCACGAUACAAGAGCGACACACGGAGGCAUUUCGCCGGUGAUCCGGACAAGGAAAACGGAACGAGGUUCAACGACCCGAUGAGAAGAAAUAGCCAGGACGUUGCGGGGAUUGAAGGGCGUUAUGAAUUUGUUUGCAGGAUGUUUUCUUCUGUACUGUUGAUUCAAGAAAAACAUUACAGAAUAAGUAGAAAAGUCUUCAUCAUGUUGUCGGGUUGGGUUGUGUUCUGA